GUGGGAGCAGGAUGGAGACCUGGAAAGGAACACAGCCCUGGGAGGGGUGCCCAUGACUAGGGUGGAGUGGAGGUGGUCAGGCCAGAUACAGUGAGAAACCAGAUAAAUGGACAAGGGGCAGGGGAGCAGGAAGACUGAGCACCCCCACACCACUCAGGGUCGUCCUCCGUUGCCGACCCAGAGCACGUGCUGGGAGAACGAGGACUGGCCGCAUUUCCACCUGCUGCUGUUUGCUGUCAGUUAACUGGUCUGUGAAAUGGGUGGGGUGAUCCUGCCCACCCCCGGACCCCAGAAUGAGCCGAGCUGGAUUCUCCCCAUCCGUCUACCGCCGAGGAGAACCGCGGAAACAGGCUCGGAAAGGUCACAGCGCGGUGGGUGGUGACUAGCUGCACUAGGCUGGCCUGGCGCAGGUUAAUCGCUCCGUAAAUGCCUUCUGAGGUCACCGUUAAGGGAUGCAGGAGGCCAGGCUGCUGGGGCAGCUGGCUGGGGCACCCCCACAACAGGCAGGUGACUCCAGCCUGUUUUCCUGGACCGUGGCCUCUGACUCAGGCACCCCCCACCUCCCUUGCGCUCCCCCACGCGGGCGCCCCCAGGCGGAAGCACCGGGCCUAGAGUGGCAGGAAAGAGGGCGGGACGGGAGCCAACCUGUGCACCCCGAAACCCCGUCCUGGGGAUCCGACCCAUCGGCGCUGCCGUUCGUGACCUUGGGUUCAGCAGCAUUUAUGGAAAGACCCCCAAUAUACGAAGCGAGGCUUCGGGGUGGGUGGCCCAGAACCUAAGGCGCCCCAGGGCCCCGGCCUGCAGGCAGGGGCGGGGGCCCGCCUGCGUCAGCGGCCGCCCGGCCCUCCGCCCCCUGCCCGCCCAAACUCCACCCCGAGGGAAGGCGGUGCGGAUAAAGGCUUGGGGGCCGCCCGCUCGGCCCCAGACCUGCCCCGCCACCGCGCUCUGUCCCCGGACGUGGGUGCACUCGGGACUGUUGAGACCUCGGACCGGCCGCGUCCGAUCUUUCAAGCGGCGGCGGCGGCGGCGGCGGGGACGGCUGUUGCUAAGGGAGGGGACGCGCGGGGAAGCGCGGCCCGAGCGGCGGCCGACACCGAACGCGACCGCCUAAGCGGCGCCCCUUUCUCGGGACCCUCCCCCACGCCCAGCGUCCUUGAAAGGAGCCGCGAGUGCAGUCCCCACCCCCGGAAGGCGCCCCGACGAGCCAGAGCGACCCCGGAGCGCCGCUCGGAUUUUUGAUUCUUGAUUCACCUUCCGCUCCUGGGACUUUCUCGAAGGGUUCGUGCGCUUUCCCUAGGAACGGCGAGGACCCCCGGUUCGGGGAGCCCAACCCCCCUGCACUGCCCGGAGGCGCGACGAGGAUUGGCGGCGCCCAGUGGACCCCAGCCCUCCAGCGCGGGCCGGGGAUGGAGCCGCAGCCCGGAGGCGCCCGGAGCUGCCGGCGCGGGGCCCCCGGCGGCGCCUGCGAGCUAGGCCCGGCGGCCGAGGCGGCGCCCAUGAGUCUGGCGAUCCAUAGCACAACGGGCACCCGCUAUGAGCUGUCGGUGCCCCCGGACGAAACGGUGGAGGGGCUGCGCAAGCGGCUGUCCCAGCGGCUCAAAGUGCCCAAGGAGCGCCUGGCGCUGCUCCACAAAGACACCCGGCUCAGCUCGGGGAAGCUGCAGGAGUUCGGCGUGGGGGAUGGCAGCAAGCUGACGCUGGUGCCCACCGUGGAGGCGGGCCUCAUGUCCCAGGCCUCGAGGCCAGAGCAGUCUGUGAUGCAGGCCCUGGAGAGCCUGACCGAGACGCAGCCCCCAGUGGCGCCCGGGCCGGGCCGGGCUGGCGGAGGCGUCUUCCGGAAAUACCGAUUCAUUUUAUUUAAGCGUCCGUGGCACCGACAGGGACCCCAGAGCCCAGAGAGGGGCGGCGAGAGGCCCCAGGUCAGUGACUUCCUGUCGGGCCGCUCGCCGCUGACCCUGGCGCUGCGCGUGGGGGACCACAUGAUGUUCGUGCAGCUGCAGCUGGCCGCCCAGCACGCCCCGCUCCAGCACCGCCACGUGCUGGCCGCCGCCGCCGCUGCCGCCGCCGCUGCCCGUGGGGACCCCGGCAUGGCCGCCCCCGUGUCCCCCUGCCGGCCCAUGGCCGGCGCUGCCCGAGUCCCCCCGAUGGCCAGCAGCCCUGCCCCCACGUCCCCCUCGCCUGUCACCGCCGGCUCCUUCCGAUCCCACUCCGCUUCCGCCACCUGCCCUGAGAUGGACUGUUCGCCCCCUGCCAGUGCUGGCGCUAGCCCCACUUCCACCCCCGGGGGGAGCCCUACCUCCCGCUCCCGCAAGCCUGGCGCUGUCAUCGAGAGCUUCGUGAACCAUGCCCCAGGGGUCUUCUCAGGGACAUUCUCUGGCACACUGCACCCCAACUGCCAGGACAGCAGCGGGCGGCCGCGGCGUGACAUCGGCACCAUCCUGCAGAUCCUCAACGACCUUCUGAGUGCCACGCGGCACUACCAGGGCAUGCCUCCGUCCCUGACCCAGCUGCGCUGCCAUGCGCAGUGCGCGCCCGCCUCACCUGCCCCGGACCUCACCCCCAAAACUACCUCCUGCGAGAAGCUGGCGGCUGCAACCCCAGCCUCCCUGAGCCAGGCCCGCAUGUGCAAGCCCCUGGGGGACCGGCUGCGGCAGACAGAAAAUCGGGCCACCCGCUGCAAGGUGGAGCGCCUCCAGCUCCUGCUCCAGCAGAAACGGCUCCGCAGGAAGGCCCGGCGGGAUGCCCGCGGGCCCUACCACUGGCCGCCAAGCCGCAAGGCCGGCCGCAGCGACACCAGCGGUGGCGGUGGGGGCAGCGGGCCCAGUGAGGCCUCCGGCUUGGGCCUCGACUUCGAGGACUCCGUUUGGAAGCCGGAAGUCAACCCUGACAUUAAGUCAGAGUUCGUGGUGGCCUAGGAACCACGUCCCUCGCCCGGCUACCUUGAGCGGAGAGUCCCCUGGGCCAGCCUGCGCGCGGGAGGGCAGGCAGUUGGGGUCAGGGCAGUGGGAGGCCCCUCCCUUCCUACCAGCUUCCUUCUGGUUUUUGUUUUUUUUUUUGUUUUGUUUUUGUUUUUUUUGUUUUUUGCUUUUUGUUUCUUGUGGGGUUUUUUGUUUUUUUGUGUGUUUUUUUUUUUUUUUUUUUUUUUUCAGUUUUUGGGGUUUUGGGUUUUUUUUUGUUUGUUUGUUUUAAUUUCCAUUCUUACCAUGGUUUUCUGAACUCUCCGUGGACUUGGUUCCUGCCUCCUUGGUUUAGCUCACACUUCCCCGCCUCUUCCUCCCGUGGUGGCUCCCGUCCUCAGCCAAGCCGGGCCCUCCCCGCCCACUUCCCAAGCUCCAGAGAUGUAGCAGUCACUCCAGAUGGCCGAGAGUGGGACGAGACGAGGAAGCCGCCCCCACCCCUUCAGGUUUAAGUCAAAAACGUAGAUGCCUCAUGAUGCACUUUACAGACGGGCAGGGCCAAGGAGGGAAGGCCCACUGCAACUGCACCCUGGCCUUCAGGGUGGCCGGCAGGCCCCACAGCCACCGGAGACCCGCUGCGCUGCCCCUGCGGCCAGGUCUCCUCCACACCUAUGCUUUUUUCUCUUGGUCUAUUUUUCCAGGACAAAAAGAGGAGGGGCGCUUCAGUAGGCUGGCCCCAGCCUGCCUCUGGGGUUCAGGUGGAAGUGUGGGGCCCUCUCCUAAUAGGAAAGGAAGGGAGGGGGACAGACCAGCCACCAGCCUUUGCAUCCACGCACUGUGCCAUCUCCCCUGGCCCCACCCCCUUUUUGUUCUGAGCUUGGGGUAUUUAUAGACUAUUAAUUUUCUGAGCCAAUAGUGGUUGGGAGUCUCUUGAAAACUGGGAGAGAAACGGUUGGGGGACGGAGGAAUCACCCCCAGCCCUCCUUCCUGGCCCAACCCAAGAGAGAUGUGGCCUGUGGGCUGUGUCUGGAGGGCCCCCUGGCAGUCAGGAGGGGAGGGGGUGCUGAGCUGUGAAGCCCCAGUAGGGGUGACGCUGUGUAGCAUUAACCCCCUGGGGGGGGGGGCUUCGCUGCUGGUCUAAAUUGGACCCUCCCCACUCGUGCCCUUAUCCCCAGAUUCCCCUGGGGCAGAGGGACAAGCCCUCUACUGGGGCCAUUUCAAUGGGGGUGGAGUUUUUUUUCAUUCACUUAUUUUUUAAUGAUAAUGGAGAUUAUCAGGCCCUGCCCCCUGCCCAAGUCUGGUCCUUGCCCCGCCUUUCUGUCCUCCAGACACCCCCACUCCCUGCCUGUUCCUCCUUUCAUCCUAUUGUAGGUGAACCCCCCCAUUAUGUGUUUAAAGUUAAUGGUUUCAGAUGUGAACAUCAUGUGUUAAUUGUAGCUCUGUAAACUUUUUUGUGGGGGGGUGGGUAGGGAGGGGUCAGAGGGUAGGGGUCACUGAUUUUUGUUUGUUUUCAUUUUCCAAAAAAAAAAGAAAAAGAAAAAAGGAGUGGGUUUGUUUUUGAAGAACUGUGUUGGAUACCUAUUUAAAUGUGUUCUGUUUUGUCGGGGUUUUUUUUGUUUGUUUUGUUUUUUUAAACAAUUUUUAAAUAACACCUGUGCCUCCACGGGUCUGAGGGUGGAGGUCCCAGGCAGCCCUUCCCUCUCUGCCCUCACCAGGGCUCCCCCAAGAAAGCAUUACCCACCCUCAGGGGUCGGGCUAUGGGGUGUCCCGGCACCUUGCCUGAGUUUCCUGUAUGAAAACAAAAUUGGGAAAGAUUAAACCUAUACAAACACCGUGAUUUCAAGUAAUAAACAAGAUGAAACGAG
Lutra lutra (Eurasian river otter) is the source of this 4762-nucleotide messenger RNA. It is a transcript of the gene MIDN, whose product is annotated as midnolin. The record is from RefSeq and is a predicted model, not a curated record. NCBI's taxonomy places the organism in Eukaryota, Metazoa, Chordata, Mammalia, Carnivora, Mustelidae. The transcript is spliced from 9 exons. Bases 1407 to 2915 code for a protein of 502 amino acids. Gene Ontology annotation, molecular function: protein binding. Gene Ontology annotation, cellular component: nucleus.